AUGGUCUCUGCCCCACCCACCUCCGUUACGACCAAGGCAGUCACAACGAAGACGAUCGUCCCCAACAGCAAGGAGGUCGACGCCAACAAUCUCGUCGUCGGCCAGUGGAAGGCCGGGAUCUUUGACUGCUUUACGGACGUCCUUCCCAACUGCUGCAUGGCCUACUGGUGCCCGUGCGUCUCGCUCGCGCAGGUCGUGCACCGCAUCGGUUUCGGUGCGUACACAACCGCGCUCGUCCUUUUCGGUCUUUUCUACGCGGUCACCUACGCGGCAUCGGUGGUUGCUGGACAGUUCGCCACGUACACGAGCCAAGGCAAC
Messenger RNA from Saprolegnia parasitica CBS 223.65, 318 nucleotides. RefSeq lists its product as hypothetical. The annotation marks the transcript as partial. The transcript has a single exon. Lineage: Eukaryota; Oomycota; Saprolegniomycetes; Saprolegniales; Saprolegniaceae. The record is from RefSeq and is a predicted model, not a curated record.